AUGUAUUAUACGCUAUCUCCAGCAUUCUCUUUCAUCUAUAUUGGUGGAAGUGUAGAAAUUCCUAACCUGACCUACACAAGUGACCUAACACAUCCCAAGUCACACAGAUUUAUAGUGCAAGCUGAAGCUGUCCAAAAUUAUUUUGCAGAAUUAUAUGGCUCUUCUGCCUUAGGAACUUAUUACUUGAAAUCAGUUAUUGCUGCCUUUAGUGAAGGGAAAACUGGCCUCCGAGCGUACUACUGGAGCACCUUCUGGGCCCCACACGAUAUUGUUCUCACUAUUAAAAAUAUAAUAUCAAUGAAGCAAAAACAAAUCAUUAGUAAAAGGAGGCCCCUAAAGAUUAAUGGUUCAGCUGAAAUGUUUUCUUUCGAAGAAGAUUUUGAUAUCGUUACAAUGGAACUUUUUGUUUCAGAUUCUAUGGACUAUGAUGUGACAUUAAAAUCAGUGCCCUUUGACCUUUAUGCAAAGCCCGGUAAUAAUAGGACAUUGACGCUGAUGAAUCCCAAGAAAUCUUUCUAUCAGUGGAGGCUGCGAGUGCCAUCUGACUAUGUGGUGAGGCUGGUUGUUGUUACAGCACAUGGAGUGUCUCCUGGGAGCUGCACCUCUCACAGGCUAUCUGCCUAUGAUUUCCUUCUCCCACUACAGAACAAGAUAAUUACAAGCGUGGUGUUCUUCCGAUUUCCCACUAUCUGCUCCGGGGCUUCAGCUUGUGUCGCUGCUUUUGCGUGGCAAUGA
Molecule: messenger RNA, 735 nt
Organism: Heteronotia binoei (common prickly gecko)
Lineage: Eukaryota; Metazoa; Chordata; Lepidosauria; Squamata; Gekkonidae
Product: transmembrane protease serine 6-like
Exons: 7
Coding region: 1-735 (244 amino acids)
Source: RefSeq, a predicted model, not a curated record